CAACAUACUGAAAACAUGAAGGCGUUCAUUGCCGUUCUCCUAGCUGUUCUGUGCUUUGAAGGACUGAAAGCACAGUGUCCUGAACCAAAUGCCCUACAAGACGAUAAUGGGAACAAGCUCUGCGCCCGCAUGUUUGAACACAGCAGCUUUUACAAUGAAGAAAGCUGUAAAGGCCAGUACAUAGAUGUUUAUCCUAACGAUGACUAUCCCAUUAUGACAUGGACUUGGAACGACCGCAUCUCAUCUCUCGUGGUGAGCAAGUUCUGCAGUCUGACAGUGUGGUCCAAUUCUAAGAAGGAAGGCUACAAAAAGAAGUUUUCUGCUGGCAUUGUGUACCACCUUAAGGACGUGCAGAAGGGGCUGUUUGGAAACUGGAACGACUCCAUCUCAGGAUACUACUGCACAUGUUAGACAUGCUAGACUGAAACAACGCCAAAGAAAGAAACUCAAAAGACAUUAACACACAUUAUGAUGUUAAUGAGACAUAUGCUGUAGACCCUGGUGAAUGUAUGUUUUCAAAUGUUCAAUUAAAACUUCUCAAUAAACAA
Molecule: messenger RNA, 548 nt
Organism: Paramisgurnus dabryanus
Lineage: Eukaryota; Metazoa; Chordata; Actinopteri; Cypriniformes; Cobitidae
Product: syncollin-like
Biological process (GO): exocytosis
Cellular component (GO): secretory granule membrane
Source: RefSeq, a predicted model, not a curated record